GGGGAGGCAGUGUGUGAGGAGAAGCAGAGGAGUGCGGAGGUGGGAAGGUGUUCCUGCGCUGCUUCUGAUACACACAUCCAGUAUCACAGAUCCAACAGGAGAGGGGCAGCGUUCUGUGGCUUGAUCCAACAGGAGAGGGGCAGCGUUCUGUGGCUUGAUCCAACAGGAGAGGGGCAGCGUUCAGUGGCUUGAUCCAACAGGAGAAGGACAGCGUUCAUUGGCUUGAUCCAACAGAAGGACAGCGUUCAGUGGCUUACCCCAACAGUUGCUUCAAGGAAAGCCACAUUGAUAAUGGCGUCGUGUGGUGAGGUGUGGGCGGCCUUGAUGCUCUUGGUGCUCUUCUGCUUCACGCCAUUACACUCUCAAACCGCCCCUUCCCAUCGAAGGCCGAUCCAAUUCCCGCCAACAGAUUCCAAGGAAACGG
Messenger RNA from Procambarus clarkii (red swamp crayfish), 424 nucleotides. The record is from RefSeq and is a predicted model, not a curated record. Lineage: Eukaryota; Metazoa; Arthropoda; Malacostraca; Decapoda; Cambaridae.